GUUUCAUUUGUAUUCAAUAUUCAAUUAUGAAACAAGCUUAACAACGGCACAUCGGUCGCGAAACAAGCCACAGCAACCGGGGAUCGAAGAAAACGAAUGAAAUACAAAAACAAUUUUGCUAAAAACAUUGUUAUAGUGAAUUCCCGCCAGAAUAGAACAAAAACAAACUGUUUAACGAAAAAAAAAAAAAACAAUUAGAAAAUACUUGUGACUAGUUUGAAAAUAAAAUUACAAAAAAAAAACGUGCGUUUAGUCUCAAAUAAUUUAUAUAUUUGAAAUAUUUUCGAUACGGGGCUUUAAGUUGAGUACGAGGUCGAAGCACAAUCAUGUUCCUUAAGAGUGGUCUUCUUCGAAGCAUUUUUUUGAUUUGCCUACUGGGAGUUAUGUGUGGGCGAGGAUCGGCGAAUUACUGUUCCCUAGAUCGAAUGAAGAAACUAGCUAUGGAAGCAUGUGAACAUCUUUUCGAAGCUUACGAUGUGAGGGAAAGGCGCUCUAUAGAUCAUGGACACAUGGAUAAUAAUGCAGAAUAUGAACCUACCAGUUCGUUUCGCUAUGUCAGACGCAGCUCCUAUCCACAAGGUGGCUAUUUGAAAGUGGGUAUCGAUCAUUACAGGAAACUCAGCACGCUGGACAUUAAUCCCCGUUACAAGGCCAAGAAAGUCUGGCAGAUGCAGCACGGUGAGAAGUUACGCUUCAAGCGGAAUGAGGACAGUUACGGCAGCAGCAUUUCGUACUGCUGUUUCCACAAAUGCGAUGAGGAUUUCUUCUGUUGAGAAAGUUGUUUGAAAAAGUUCCGUCCGUCUCUUGGAAUAGCAAUGAGUCGAAAAUUCCGGUUCCGUCCAAAUAAAUUUUACUUCUAAAAUUAGUCAUAAGUUAGUGAUAACAAUAGGCUUUUGUACCUAAUUAGCAUAAAUAUUUGAAUCUAUCCAUGGGUGUGUGUGUAGAACACACCAUCAGUAUUAUCAAGUUAAGUUCCCGCCAUCGUAGCAUCAGAAGUGAAGUGAAUAUUACCGGAUUACCCGGCUCCGGCCCCGGCCCCGGCCCCGGCCCGGACCAUGUCAUGCCAUGCCAUAUCAACGCAAUGCAAAUUUGUCCAUUCAUUAUUAUUUUACAUUUUCCUGAAAUAUUUCAUAAGAUUGUUUAACUUGAGUUACAAACGUGCUUUCUUGCUGUUGUUGUUGUUGUUGUCGCAAACCAAUAUUUCUAAUGAAUGCAUGAAUUAUUAUAAACGAAUUUAUUAAAAGAGAAACAAAAACAACAACAGCAUGCAGUAUUGUUUAUCCAAACAAAA
Messenger RNA from Musca domestica (house fly), 1291 nucleotides. RefSeq lists its product as uncharacterized. The coding region runs from base 327 to 773 and encodes 148 amino acids. The record is from RefSeq and is a predicted model, not a curated record. The transcript has 3 exons. NCBI's taxonomy places the organism in Eukaryota, Metazoa, Arthropoda, Insecta, Diptera, Muscidae.